This is a messenger RNA of Solanum lycopersicum (tomato), 1344 nucleotides long. The record is from RefSeq and is a predicted model, not a curated record. NCBI's taxonomy places the organism in Eukaryota, Viridiplantae, Streptophyta, Magnoliopsida, Solanales, Solanaceae.
AUGUUGAAGAAGAUGAGUAGGAGGUUUGAUGUUAGUAAUGAUCAAGCCAAGGAAUUGAGAGGUUGUUUGGCUAAUAUCGAGCAAAAGGUGGAUGCACAUGCGGUAUCGAUUAAACAUCUUGAGUUACAAAUGGACCAAUUGUCUACUACUAUGAACCCACGACAAACAGACACUCUUCCUAGAAAUACCAUUCAAAAUCCUAAAAAUUAUGGACAUUGCAUGGAAGUCACUACUCAAGGAGGUAAGCAAACCAUUGAUCCACCUAUGCCGUAUGUGGUAGAAAAUGAGAUGAGAAAAGAUGAAGAGGUAGUGGAAACUAGUGGUGAAUUGGUGGACAAAGUGGUGAAAGAAGCAGAGAUACCCCAAAAAGUGAUCCCCAUUACUAGCCCACCACCGACAUUCCCUCAAAGAUUGGUCAAGAAGACUAAGGAUGGAUAUGGUUACAAAGAAGAGAUCGUAAGUUUUGAGGAUGAUGACCGAAUGCAGCAUUGUACUGUUAUUUCUACAAGGUCUCUUGUGCAGAAGAAGAAAGAUUUGGGCGCUUUCACUAUUUCAUGUGCCAUCGGCUUAUUACACUUUGCUAAAGCACUAUGUGAUCUAGGUGCAUGCAUAAAUCUCAUGCCUCUCUCCAUUUAUCAGAAAUUUGGUUUGAGUAACUCAAAGACCACUACAAUGCGGUUAUUGAUGGUCAAUCAAACAGUGAAGAGGCCUAUUCGGAUACUCAAUGAUGUACUCAUAAAUGAGGAGUCAUUUAUAUUGCCGACCGAUUUCGUGAUUCUUGAUUGUGAGGUGGACUUUGAGGUGAAUACUAUUCUUGGGAGGUCCAAGAAGCAGAGUGGUGAAUUCCAAACAGUACAUGUUAUAUCCUACAGGGUUGAGAGUAGAUCUGAGAUAUACAUUGAAGAGCAUCUUGGUGUUAAAGCACUAGCCACAAUGAUCAUGAAUUUUGAAAGUUAUGGUACUGAAGAGUAUGGGUCUUUGGUUGCGGCACUUGAACAAGGCGAAUAUCGGUCCAAACCAAAGAAAUUGGAGUUAGAUAUGAAGCAUCGCGAGUCUCCAUCCGCGAGACCAUAUAUUGAGGAGGUCUUUAAAUUAGAGCUUAAGCCUCUACCACCUCAUCUGAGAUUGGAGGAUGAAGCUAUGCGAGAUUUGGAUGAAAAGGGUGAAAUUGAUGAUACCAUCCCUGACGAGCAGUAUUGGUUGCUUCCUCAAGACAUAAUUCCAUGGUUUGCCGAUUUUGUGAAUUAUGUAGCUAGUGAUAUAGUCCCAUCGAACUUGUCCUUCCAUCAGAGAAAGAAGUUCAUGAAUGAUGUAAAAAAGUUCUUUUGGGAUGAGCCUUACUAA